GCAAUUCCGUCAUGUCUGUACAAAAGGUUGCGCUGGUCACCGCUGGCACCGCUGGCCUAGGAGCACAAAUUGCUCGCAUGUUGGCUCCUGACUUUCGUGUCGCUGUCAAUUACGCCAACAAUCAAUCGAGGGCCCAGACCCUGCUGAAGGAACUGGAAGCGAUUCCUAGCACAGCCUCGUCACAAGAAUCUCCUCGCUUUGAGGCCUUCCAAGCAGACGUAGGCGAUCGUCCAUCGAUUCAGAGCCUCGUGCAACAGACUGUGGCCAAGUUUGGUCGUCUCGAUGUAGUCGUUUCCAAUGCUGGCUGGACCCGGAUUACGAAUUUUGCCGACCUGGAGGAGGGAAUGAACGACGACGAUUGGGAUCGAUGCUAUCUCUACAAUGUCAAGGCACAUCUGUGGUUGAUGCAUGCGUCGAAAGAACAUCUCGAAAAGACCGAAGGGGCCUUUCUGACGACUGCCAGCGUUGCAGGUGUCAAGCCCAGCGGUAGCUCGCUCCCUUAUGCUGUGACCAAGGCUGCACUGGUGCAUCUCGCCAAAUCUUUGGCCAUCAUCUGCGCUCCGAAGAAGAUACGAGUCAACAGCGUCAGUCCAGGUCUGCUGUUAACGGAUUGGGGUAUGAAGUUUUCGGAAGAGCAGAGAGAGGCCUCAAGAGAUGCCUGCAAACUCAAGCGGCUAGCCACGAUCGAGGACGUGGCGCAACAAGUACGAGCGCUUGCGCUGAAUCAAAGCAUGACGGGGCAGAAUAUCGUAUUAGAUAGUGGUUUCUCCCUAUAGUUGCGUGAAGUCUCAUUCGACAAGGCUCCUACCACAAGCAAGGGGAUGGUGCCUCCUCGCGAUAUACCACAUGGUCAUCGGAAGCAACGGUACACCUCAGUGUGCUUUCUGCACGUUGGAAAUUACGCAAAGGUGCGUUUGCCCCUGCCGCAGUUUGCUGUGUAACCACGGAAGUCGGCCACCAUAGAAUACUUGUACAUAUCUGGAGCAAGGAAUGUAAAGUCAUAUAAAGAAG
Messenger RNA from Sphaerulina musiva SO2202, 1011 nucleotides. RefSeq names its product oxidoreductase ucpA. Lineage: Eukaryota; Fungi; Ascomycota; Dothideomycetes; Mycosphaerellales; Mycosphaerellaceae. The transcript has 3 exons. The record is from RefSeq and is a predicted model, not a curated record. Gene Ontology annotation, molecular function: oxidoreductase activity. Bases 12 to 776 code for a protein of 254 amino acids.